AUUGGCGGAAAGACGCCCCUCGCGCUUGUACUGAGCGCGCGAAUGCACCCGCAUCUCUCUCGUCAGUCCUCUGUUAGCUGUUAGCCGUUAGCUUAGCGUCGCUCGGUCUUGUGUGCUUGAAACAACAUCGCCUGGCACACCACGGUAGGACCUCAGACACGACCCUUUGGAUCCGCGCAGCAAUUAACCGUGGUUUUUCAGCCACUUGAGAUACCUGCGAUGGCGGACAAGGAAGCUGGUGCAUAUGAUGAUGCAGUGGAGGAGAGAGUGACAAACGAGGAGUACAAGAUCUGGAAGAAAAACACCCCCUUCCUGUAUGACCUGGUUAUGACCCAUGCUCUGGAGUGGCCCAGCCUCACUGCUCAGUGGCUGCCUGAUGUCUCCAGGCCAGAGGGGAAGGAUUACAGUGUGCACCGGCUGGUGCUAGGCACUCAUACAUCUGACGAGCAGAAUCAUCUGGUCAUUGCCAGCGUCCAGCUGCCUAAUGAUGACGCCCAGUUGGAUGCUUCACAUUACGAUAGUGAAAAAGGAGCAGAGUUUGGAGGCUUCGGCUCAGUGACUGGCAAGAUCGAGAUAGAAAUCAAGAUAAACCAUGAAGGAGAGGUUAACCGUGCCCGCUACAUGCCACAGAACCCCUGCAUCAUUGCCACCAAGACCCCCACUUCAGACGUGCUUGUGUUUGAUUACACCAAGCAUCCCUCCAAGCCAGAUGCUUCUGGAGAAUGUCGCCCUGAUCUGCGCCUCAGAGGUCACCAGAAAGAGGGCUAUGGUCUCUCCUGGAAUUCAAAUCUGUCUGGCUCUCUCCUUAGUGCGUCAGAUGACCAUACGAUCUGUCUGUGGGACAUAAGCGCUGUUCCAAAAGAGGGGAAGAUAGUUGAUGCGAAGACGAUAUUCACCGGUCAUACGGCUGUGGUGGAGGACGUCUCUUGGCACUUGCUUCACGAGUCACUCUUUGGAUCUGUCGCAGACGACCAGAAGCUCAUGAUUUGGGACACGCGUUCAAACUACACCUCCAAACCCAGCCAUGCUGUGGAUGCCCACACAGCAGAGGUCAACUGUUUGUCAUUCAACCCUUACAGCGAGUUCAUCCUUGCCACCGGCUCUGCAGACAAAACUGUGGCUCUUUGGGACUUGAGAAACCUGAAAUUGAAGCUGCAUUCCUUCGAGUCGCACAAGGACGAGAUCUUCCAGGUUCAGUGGUCACCUCAUAAUGAGACCAUAUUGGCAUCCAGUGGGACAGACCGUCGCCUCAAUGUCUGGGAUCUCAGUAAAAUUGGAGAGGAGCAGUCCCCAGAAGAUGCAGAGGAUGGCCCCCCUGAGCUGCUGUUCAUCCACGGAGGCCACACAGCCAAGAUCUCUGACUUCUCCUGGAACCCCAAUGAGCCAUGGGUCAUUUGCUCUGUGUCCGAAGACAACAUUAUGCAAGUGUGGCAAAUGGCGGAGAACAUCUACAACGACGAAGAUCCUGAGGGUGCAACAGAACCUGAAGCCUCAGCGUAACACCCCUCCCUGCUUUGUGUCUUUAACUGCAACCACAUCACAAACUGCCACCUCAAAAGUUCCAUGCAGCUACCUCCUCUUCCCCUGUUCUACUUCUUUACAGUAUCUCAGACAUCACUGUAAAUACAGGAAAGAGAGGAGUAAUCGACACCCUGGUCCCGUUUAGAAUACUCAAAGUGAAGCACUCUGUUUUUACUUGGUCAUUUAUUGCCUGGGGAAUUGCAGCCAUGCUUUUCGCUCUACAUAUGAAAGGUAUAUUUUUGUAAUCAAAUUGGCUUCCCCUUGUACACUGAAAUGUUUUAGCCAAUGUUUUUUCAAAAGUAAAUAUGCUUUUCUACAACUUAAACGGGUGAUACCGCUGACAGUACAAGACAAAUAGCCUUCUGUUGGAAGUGUUGUAGAAAAAGUAAUGUUUUAUGUCAAAUGCAGUCGCGCUUUGUGACAUAAUGAUUCAGCUCGGUCGCCAUCAAAUUGCUCUGACUUUCACACCAGGUGUUUCUUAACGGGGGGGAAUCCAUAGUAAGUCUGUGUUUGAAUUUGUCCACUUGUAGUCCCACAUCCCCUCACCAUAACCAUACAUUAAUCAUUUUAAUUGAAAUUAAUUUUUGUAUGUUCCAAGAUUUUUGCAGUUGUACAGUUGAUUUGUUAGUGUGUUCUUGAAUAAAAAUGUCGUUGUGUCCACUUGA
Messenger RNA from Scophthalmus maximus (turbot), 2186 nucleotides. Its product is annotated as histone-binding protein RBBP4. The transcript has 12 exons. Lineage: Eukaryota; Metazoa; Chordata; Actinopteri; Pleuronectiformes; Scophthalmidae. Bases 220 to 1500 code for a protein of 426 amino acids. Gene Ontology annotation, molecular function: histone binding. Gene Ontology annotation, cellular component: ESC/E(Z) complex; nucleus; NuRD complex. The record is from RefSeq and is a predicted model, not a curated record. Gene Ontology annotation, biological process: regulation of gene expression.